This is a messenger RNA of Paramuricea clavata, 3872 nucleotides long. NCBI's taxonomy places the organism in Eukaryota, Metazoa, Cnidaria, Anthozoa, Malacalcyonacea, Plexauridae. The record is from the annotation of a GenBank genome assembly.
CACUGCGCAAGCAUCGGUUUAUCUCAGCGUCAUUAGUAAACAUUGUAUUCGAGUGCUUGAACAUGGCAAAACUUUCGCUUGUACUUUGUCUGCUCUUCGUCUCUGGCUGCACAAUUGCGGAGUGUUCAUCGCAUGAAGACUGGGGAUUACUGAAACGUGGAUGGAGUUGGUUUAAUUGGUAGUAAGUGAUGAAUUAUUAUGUUGAUUUAUUGACAGAUUUCAUUUUCAACGCGACUGUAGCUCAGGUAUCAACAGUAAAGCGCCGUUUACACGAGCAAAUUUUAUUUGACAAAUUUCAUAUGUCAGAGAUAUUUUGCUCGGGUAGAUGAUAAAUUUGUGACAAAUGUAUUGAUCAUUUGGGACAAAUGCAUUGGAACAAAAGCUAGAAAGCUAGCUUUUGAGCAAAUGAAAUUUGUCAAAUAAAAUAUAAUUUGCGAGGCACAGUGUCCGCAAUUCCUGAUAACAAGUAACGAAUUUAUUCAAAACGGACCGGCUCAAGUGCUCCUUCCUAAUGAACAAUGGCAGCCGCCAAGCGGUACAAUGACCACGGCAUACUUCUCAAUUAAGCCCUUUUUUAAAUUUUCAAUAUUAAUAGUUGUAAAUUAUGUUAAUAUUUUAAUAUUCUGACUUUAUAAAUGUAUAUGCAAAACAUUUUCAGUUCAGCUUUAAGCCUGUAUUACCAAGGUUGUAAUUUUAAUAAACCAUCUAUCUAUCCAUGUCCAUGAUCUAUACGACUAUAGUCUAUAUGGUCGUCAUAGUGUGCGCAGGCCAUAAGGGAAUAAAAUAUUAAACCAAUUCAUCAUAUUCCCGUUUCUAACGUAUAUCGGUUAAUACCCAGAAAAGGACAUGGAUUUGGCCAAUCGUCUAAAAAGGGAUGGCAAUAAUUAGAGUAACCAGAAAAUCAUACCUCCUCUAAUCCUCAGCCUUUUUUUACAAUUACUCUAAUACUGUAACAGUUUAUAGUAUAUUUCUACAUAAUAUAUAAUCUAACACAAUUUGCUUAGCCGAGGCAAGUUGGCAUAACUAUAAAACACGAGGAAACGUCCAACAGUGUUUUACCGAAGGCAUUUUUCUCAAUUCCUGGCCUUGUUUAAUAGUCUUAGAUGUUUUACAGGUUACAUCUUAGCAGCCACUCGGCCCUACCCUAACCUUUUAAAGAUUUAGGAAAGUCAAACCACAAAGAUAUGUGAACUACGUAGGCUAAGCAAUAAGCAUUGUGAUUGUGCAAUGCCACAUCGGAUCUGAGAUUGACCUAUCCUGAACUGUUGGCCAGCGAAUGCGUAAUCGCAAUACACAUUUCACCCGCAUUAUCCAUAAGUUGCCCUAAAUUUAUCUGCAAAUACACAGUUAAAACAUUACAGUUGUAUGCUUCGCUUAUAGGCAUUACUGAAUUUUUAUUUUAUAGCUAUUACUGGUAUUGGCAGCAUGGACGCUGGGGUAAAAUCAGCGACCACGAUACAAUAUGUCAGCGGCUUUGGGGAGUGGAUCACAACAGGAUACAGCACCAAGUAGAUUAUGAAAUUUUCUUACAAACGAAAAUUUUAAAGAACUCUAGUGUGGAUAAAUCCUAUAGGCAAUUGUUUCGCUAUGUCAAUAUGGCAAAAAUUCAAGCAAAGCCAACUUAUAAAGCAUUUAUUGGUAAAGAAAUGCUGCCUAUACAUGAUUAAUGAGCUUCUGGCAUUGGCAGCAGGACAGCCUGUCACAUUGCAUGCCACUAUGUAUUGAUGAUAUCAAUUCUUCAUUGUUUUUGUGUUUCAUUAGGUUUUUGUUUUGUUUUUGAGGACAAGAGCUGAUUAUUUAAAAGCAGUUUUUUUGCUCAAAGUCUACCUCGGUCUGCUUGACGUCAGUCCGGUUCUAUCUAUCUAUUCAUAAUGUAACCAGUCACUGAAAAGUCCUGAUAGGGAGUGUGCUGUGAAAUAUCUGUAUCGGUUUGCUCAACGAAAAGAUUUAAAUCAAUCUUCCCAGCAGGUUCUUCAUUAACAUCGAAAUAUUUUCCACAAAUUUAUCACGAUGAAUAGACGUUCUAUUUCCCAAACUUUUGAAAUAGACAAACCAAAUCAGCAUCUCAGUUAAUUUUUGACACAGGGCUGGCGCUAAUCAAGCUUUGAGCAAUCGGCUCCUGGUGAUUUAGCUUGAAAUAUUAAAAAAUCCAUUUGUUAAUUCAGCGAGACAAUGAAUUCUUUUAAAAAUGAAUAAACGAGCCCAACAAAUAAUUUUGAUACAUCACAGUCAUAUAUAAAAAGAAAUUUAUUUGCUGACGUUGUUUCUUUUAAUUUUGUUAUAGAUCUCUUAAAUAACUUCGAUCCUUCCAGCGACAGUGCAACCUCGCAGAACGGUGAAAUAGACACAAUUGUGGAAAAUAUUAACAAGUUUUUAUCUACUGUAACGAAAACACGUGUUUUUCAGGAAUUAUAUUGGUAUCUAGUUCGAAACAGUUUUGUUGUACCUGGCAAGGUAAGCUCUCUAGAGUAUGGAACAUUUCUCGUGGGAAAACUCCUGAGGAGUGAAGUUAUAUAUUACUACAAAAACUCCCUGAAAUUUAAUUCUAAAAUUGGAGUGAAAUAGUGCACUUCUAGUGAUUCAAUUAAUUUUAUAUAUAAGCAAAUCUACUCCACAUUUUUUUAGUAAAGUUUCCAGGACUAAAAAAACAGAGUACAUUUUUUAUGCGUGCAUGCAUUAUUUAACUCACGUUUUUUUAGUCAAAAUACCGGGGGUGGUUUAAUACGCAUUUGAUUGGUUAAUCGGAUCGAUUAAAUGCAUAUAAUUGGUUAAUGUUAGCGGUAGGGGAAGUCAAAAUCUGAUCUUCUCUAUUGAUUUAAGUAAUCCUACAGAAAUAUAAUUGAGUAAUGUACGGACAGAAUCUAUUUAAUAUAAUGCAUGGGUGAAUAUGUUUAAUUACUGCAUCAACCAAUAUUUGGUGUAAUAUUCUUCCUAUAGUAACGCGAAAGAGGCUGCAUGCUAAGUAGAUCUGAUUAGUUCACAACAGGUAUAAUUCUGAAUUAAUAAUGUUAUUUAGUAUUUUUGCAUAAGUGCAUGAACAUAACAAAUCCUAUACACGUUGAUUGGUCAAAUUUGACGUAAUAAGCUGUUAUAUUCACCUACAGGUGAACUAAAAUAAAGGAAAAUUAAAAUAAAUUCAGUCUCAAAAAACACAAAAGCUUGCGUAAAAAUACUUGUUAAAAUACCUCAGGCUCGGUGAUUAUCGGGGAAUAUUCACCUCGACUUUGUCUCGGCGAAUAUUCCCCGAUAAUCACCUCGCCUUCGGCGAAUAAUUGUUAAAUGUCAUAUUAAAUAGGAAUAAGUCCUCAAAUUUGAAGAAAGAUACGUGGCCAACUUGCAAAACUUAUUUUUUACAAGUUUUUAUAUAUUAAUUUUUACCAGUACUAUUACACAAUCGACUGUAGUGUUUCCUUAGCAUUUGAAUAACGAAACCAAAAUUACAUUUACAACUUUCUCUUUAAAUUUUUAAUGAAAGAUCUCCUACAUGCAUGUUUUACCAUAUUUUUACUUGCUCUGGCAAUCCUUUUUUUCACCAUUUCAUCUGUAUUUUCAAAUUAUUUUGACCGCUUUUGCUCAUUUUUUCUCUUUCACGCAGGCACAAUUUAAAGAAUCUCUAUUUGAUCUUUGGUUCAAUAAUGGGAACAUUACCACAGCAAACCCAUCUGCGUUUCAAAAGGUUUUUGUGGGCGAGAUUGUCAACAAUCCAUAUAAACUGUCGGUUCGUAAUUGGAUUCAGUUUCACAUGCUGGAGUCGUCAAGAUUGAAUUAUUAUGGAUAUGUUGGCUACUAUCCUUAUGACGUAAGCGUUCUAAUUCUCUAAUUUAGAGAUCUAAAUAUUUGUUGUUAAAAUGAAAUUAAACAACAUUAGUUAA